Messenger RNA from Cladocopium goreaui, 357 nucleotides. The record is from the annotation of a GenBank genome assembly. NCBI's taxonomy places the organism in Eukaryota, Dinophyceae, Suessiales, Symbiodiniaceae.
AUGUGUCUUGCAGGUGGAACCCUCGAGAACACAUGCAACUUUGAGCUGCGCACUGAUUUGGAGACAGCCAUCCUAGAGAUCAGCGCUGAAGGUAGCAAGACGAUGAAGGACGCCGAACCAACUUCCCUGCGAGCACUGCUGCAGGAGCUUGAAGAAUCGGGAAUUGUUGAUGCCACAGUUUGCUGUCACCAAGUCUCUCGGGUUUCUCCGACCCUGGACUCCGACGAAACUGAAGGUACUGAGAGCUGCGAUGGCUACAUGGUCAAGCCCAAGGAGAAGAAGGUCACCUUGCAAUGGACCGCAAUGAGUGGAAACCUGAAGAGCAGCAACGUGGCCAGCUGCUUUCCAAAUGAUUAG